Centruroides sculpturatus (bark scorpion) is the source of this 4944-nucleotide messenger RNA. Its product is annotated as kinesin-related protein 4-like. The transcript is spliced from 10 exons. Bases 1 to 4845 code for a protein of 1614 amino acids. Lineage: Eukaryota; Metazoa; Arthropoda; Arachnida; Scorpiones; Buthidae. The record is from RefSeq and is a predicted model, not a curated record.
AUGAAGUAUAUAUCACUUGUUUCAAUGCUUCUUAAGCCAAAUAUUAGAUACAAUUUAGAAAAUAAAGAAAGCAUUAGAUUGGCAAAUUUAAAAGCUUUUAUUGCUAUAGAGGAUGCAAAUAAGACAAAUGAAGAUGAAGACUCGGAAACAGGUUCCGAAUCAAUGAUAAAUCAGGAAGAAUGUUUUUCUGCAUUAUCAAAAGAAGCAGAAAAAGGAAUGGUUGAAAAUGAAGAAUCUGAAACAGGAUCAGAAUCAAUGAUUAUGAAUGGAAAAAAAUGUUAUACAGCAGAAGAAGGCAUUGAUGUUGACAUGACAUUUGUCAAUGAAAAAGGUAUUGAUAAUCAACAGUUAAAUACUGUUUUCCAUAAUGAAAAGGAAAACACUGAUGAAAAGACACACACAGAUCAAUCAGUUUCGCCACACAAAAGAGAAAAUCAGUCAGAUAAUGAUAUUACAAGAGAAGAAAUAUUAAUAAAUGUAUCAACAGAGCAUUUUGAAAGUCGUGUUAAUUCAAAUGAAGAUACUCUAAUGGAUGAGAAAUUAAUGAAUGCACCAACACAAUGUUACGAGAGUUGUUUAAAACCUAAUGACGACGACGAAACAGAUGAUGAAAGAUUAAUGAAUGCACCAACACAACGCUAUGAGAGUUGUUUAAAACCUAAUGAUGACGACGACGACGACGAAACAGAUGACGAAAAGCUAAUGAAUGCCCCCACCCAGUGUUAUAAUAAUCAUCCCGUUUUAGAUGAUGACAUAACAGAUGAUGAAAAAUUAAUGAAUGCACCAACACAACAGUACAGUAACUGUCCCAAUUUUGACGAUGAUAUAAACGAUGAUAAAUUAAUAAAUGAACCUAAACAAGCAUUUAAAAGUUUCGAUACUUUAAGUAAUUAUAUGACAGAUGAUGAGAAAUUAAUAAAUGCACCAACACAGAAACUAGAUACAAGUUCAGACGACAGUUCAAACGAUGAAAGCUUACUAAAAGUUCCAAAUCAAAAUAUUUUAAAUAGAGAUGCAUCAAAUAAUUAUACAAAUUUUACAUCUAAUGAUAUUUCAUUGAAUCCUUUAAAUGAAGAAACUGAGAACAUUUUUCAAAGUAUCAGCACAGAUGAAGAUUUAUUAAAUGUCGAAACUCAAGCAUAUUUAAAAGAUUUUAUAGAUAAUGGGGAAGAUGAUUUAGCAAACACCGAAAUAUCUAAUCGAGAAAAUAAAGAACUUUCAGAAGAAAAUGGUUCCAAUAUUGUUGGCAACGAAGCAGAUAGUAAAGUUGAUCAGGAUGGUAAAUACGAUGAAAUAAUUGAUGCCGAAACUGUAGCGCAUUCAUCCGAUAUAGAACCUAAUACAGAUGAUAAAUUUUCAAUAGAUAAAGAAACGUGUGAACUUGCAAAUAAAACUGAAGGUAUUGAAUCUGAAGAAAAACAGUUGGAUUCAAUAUUAAAAUCGCGUAAAAAUUUGGCAAUUAUUUCUCAGGAUUGCGAUACAAAGGAGCAGAAUUCUAGUGAUCAGAAUUUAAAAUCUUCUUUAAUAAAUAUUCAGCAAUCAAAAUUCUUAAUGGAAGAAACUCUGGCAGAUUUUUCUGUAAAUGAUAUUUUAUGCCUGUCUACGCAGCCACAGGAAAAUCAGACAGACGAUUUAGAUUACGAAAGUGAUUAUUUAGCAGAAACACAAGAAAUACAAAGUAGUAAAACUUAUUUAGAUAAUAUAGAAAAUACCAACAUGGACGAUAGUGAAAUUCCGCCCGUGCCCGACGAUUACGUUGCCGAAACACCACCACACUUGCUAGACUUAUCUGUAAGCGAAAGCGAAGACGAAAUGUUAGAAAAAUCCCAAUUACUUACCGAUUCAUCAAAUAAAUCCAAAGAUUUCGAUAAAAAUGAGAAUAUAACGGAAAGAACAGAAACUAAUAAUAGUAAUCCGGAAGAUAAUUUAAUAGAAAUUUCUAAAAUUGAAAAAUGUGAAAAUUUAGGCCGUAAAGAAGAGGAAAAAGUAUCAGUCGAAGAAAAUGUCAAGAAUAAUUCUUCUCUUGUGGAAGAGAGAAAUUAUUUAAAUAAAAAUGAAGGGUCAAAUCUUAAUGACGACAAUUUGACUGCGGAGAGAGAUUCUUUUCAAAAACUUGAGAAGAACCAAAUUGAAGAAACCAAUUACUCUUGCCUAGAACAGAGUGACACACCCAGAAAUCAAGUAACAAAACCAGAAUUAAAUAAAAGUGAUAUAUCACAAAACAACAAUUUUAUAAAAACAUUAACAAAUGAAAAAGUCAAUGCAACUUUAAUCGAAAAAAACAGUUCAGAUUUGAACAAAGUAGCGGAAAAUAAUGAAAUUGUAACAAGUGACGAAAUUCAGAAAAAAAUUGGUUUGCAAGAAACUGUAGAUAUAAAUGAAGGAACAGCUCGGUCCUUUACAAAAGAAUCGAAUAAAAAUAAAGUUGAAAAAGAAAGUAGUAAUCCUUCAAAAAUCAAUCAAAUAAUAAUUAAGGAAAAUAAUAAUUCUCAAUCAGACGCGAAAAGUAACUCCUCGAUGGCGUGGGUGGAAAAUAAACAAACAAAAUCUGCAGUAACGGAGGAGAACGAGGAUUUUUUGAAUGAAAAAAAGUAUAAGACUGCGAAUACCAGACUAAAGAGGAAGAAUAAUUUGUUAAGGAAAGAAAAGACGCCUGCGGAAAGCGAAUCGGCACAAACUAGAAAAGGUGAAAAGAAGUCUUGUCUCACCGAAGAACCUAAAUCGAGAGAAAUUGAAGAAAAUGAUGCAGCCGAAGAAACUAAACGGAACGAUUCAGUUCAGAAAAGAAAAGAACAUUUAUCAAAAGAUAAGAAGAAAAGUAUCGAAGAAAUAAAUAAUGUAAAGAAACCAAUGCAAACUAGAAACAGAAGUAAAACUGAUCAACUGCAGAAAGAAAAAGAUUCGACAAUAAAAAGAACUGUAAUUGGAAAAGAAUGCCAAAGCAUUUCGAAAAAGAAAAAUAUUAAAUUGCUGGAAAAAGAAAGUACAAUAGAAAUGCGGGAAACAAUAAUUGAAGGAAGUAAUUCUACCUUAGAUAAGAAUAAAAAUCUAAGCGAAGCAAAAUUUGACGAAUUUACAAACGAGAAAGAAGAUUUAAAUACGAGUAGUUUAAAAACUGUUAAAAACGAAGUCGUUAACGUAGAAAUUAACGAAAAAAAUAUUACUAAUAGUAGCGAGAGUAACACUAAUACAGAACAAAUUGAUGACUUACAGCAGAGUCAUAAAGCUAUUAGCGACUCGCCCGGUCUCAAAUUAGAAAUUUGUGUAGGAAAAUUGAAAGAAAUAUCUAAAAAACAAACGUCUUUGCCUUUAAAAGAAGAAAAUAUCGUCGAUAAAGAAGCCACUUCUCGCGAAAAUAAAAAGCCUUCCAGAAAACAGAAACGUACGUCUAAAAUAGCCAAAAAAGUAGAAGAAAGACGGCAGAGCCCGAGGAAAAGAAAAUUAAUUAAAGGCAAUGCAGAAAAUACUAACGAAACAGAUCUAACAAUUGCACAUUCGUCCGUAACGGAAAGAGAAAAGAGAAAGUCGCCCAAAAUAGCAAAAACUGAAAACAAAAUAGGUUCUUUACGCAAAGAGUCUGAUAAAACCAAAUUGAAAACAGAUGACGACCACGACACCAAUUGUACCGUAACUUCAAAGAAAACGAGGAAGAAAAUAUCGGUAAAAAACAAUUUAGAUUGGAGUAGUUCGGCCAAAUCGGAAAGUUCUUCGUUCGAAGAUAGUCUUAACCAAUGCACUCCACUCAGAAAAAGCGAAAGAGGCCAAAAGAAGAAGGAACAUCCCGAAUACGAAGUGUAUCCAAUGAAAAAAGCCACAAGGUCCGGUUCGGCCGAUUGUACUCCUCCAGAAAAACUUUUCAGUAAAUUACAAAAAGGGAAAGACGAAUCUACAAAUAACAGAAGGACUAGAUGUAGAUCAUCAAUUACAGAAAUAAAAAAUUUAGAGAAAUCUCCAGAAACAGCGUUAGAAUUUAGUGAUCGGGACGAGUAUUUAUCGAACGGCGACUCGUCUAAAAAUUCGCCACUAAAAACUAAAUGCAAACAAACAAUUCCAACGUUAGACCAGGAUAACGUAAUGAGUAUUUCAACAAGAAAAAGGAAAGCGAAAAGUGAAAGGGCAGUUUUGGUCGACACAUCACCCAAACUUACGAAACGUCGCUCUUUAAGUAAUUGCAGCAGUUCCUCGCCUUCUGCAAACAAACAAACGUCUGGAAACACCAGAAAGCAGAAUCGAAAUAAUUCGUCAAAAAUAAAAUCGAAAAAAAGUAAAUUUAAAAUUAUGUUCACCGGAAUGAACGAAAGCGAAAUUCAAAAGAUUGUUACGAAGCUGGGUGGCGAAAUAGUCGACGAUCCAAAACUAUGCACGCAUCUAGUGACCGACAAGUUUCACAGAACCGUGAAGAUGAUGUGUUGCGUAGCGAAAGGUAUACCGGUGGUGGUAAGCGAAUGGCUUCACCGGUGCGAGAGUAACGAUACGUUCGUGGAUCACGCCGAGUACUUGCUGAAAGACUCCGCGGCGGAGAAACAAUAUAAAUUUAAUUUGAAGGAAACCUUAGAUAAUGCCCAACGAAUGCCCCUGUUAAAAGGUUGGAGCAUUCACGUUACAAAUAAAGUAAAACCCGUACCGGAGCAAAUGAAAGAUAUAAUAGAAUUUGCGGGAGGAAAGUACCUGUCUCGAAUGCCGACCAGAUUCUCGGACCGCCUGCUGAUCGUCUCCUGUCCGGAAGACCUGAAGACCUGCGCACACGCGGCCAAGUGCGGCAUUCCGGUGGUGGGCACCGAAUACCUGUUGACCGGAUUACUCAGACACCGGAACGAGGUGGAAGCUUAUCGCCUGCCGGCCUGACCUCUCGGAUCCGACUUCGUUUUCUACGUCCUUCGUGGGUCCGGAACAAUUUGUAAAAAGUGUCGCCGUUUAUUUUUUUAAUAAAACGUUCGUUUUGUC